AACUAGUGUACCUUGUGUCACAUUUGAAACUGCACUCUUCCAAUUGGUCGUUCCUCAGCGUGUCUCCUGGUAUUUUAUUUUGACUCGGAUUAACAAGGACACUAGAGAAGUUCACAAGCUAAAGAAUAAUUACUUGUCCGCUGACUAUCCAAUUUCCCAUUGAAUCAUCAACAAAUGGAAUUUGUUACUUUAACUCAUGGUUGAAUCUCCAUCUAUCGACGCAUUCAAGUGAAGGUUGGACUAACACGGACCACUUAGCCUCCCGUCCUUUCCAAACGGAAAUUGAAAUUAGACUCUCAUCUACCAAACGGAUUCUCAGUUGUCUUAAUGGAUGGUUUUUUGUCUUCUAAGAUAUCAACAAUUUGCUUCUGGCCGCAAAAUUACCUAAGUUACUGAUCAUUUGUCUACUGCCACACUACAUCCAGUUUCCAAUUAUACUUCAACAUGCUAGUUUUAGCAUUGUGUCUAGGAGUUUUUAGUAUCUUCAUUAUGUUGAUAGUCAAGUUUUUGUAUUGGAAAGUUCAAUGUUGGUUUUGUGGGUACACCACACGUGCAUCAUGGAGUAGAAAAACUUCAUUUGUUUGUCAACAGUGUGGUCAGUACAAUGGAUUUAAAAGUGAUGGUGACUACAACAAAGUCAUACCAUCUCAAUACAUUGCUGAAUUAAAUCCAAUUAAUUUUCAUCAGGUCCGCGGUACAUUUUCAUCGCAUUCUGAUGUAUUAUGUCCGGAUUGUACACGUAAUCAAAAUAUUAUUAUUCAAAAGUUGUCGGAAUAUAACCCGAAAGAUGACAAGUCAGAUGAGGAAAUAAAAGAAUACACUCGUCAAUUAGAGUUGAAAUAUAGUUUGUGUUCAGGUUGUUAUCGAAAAGUCAAUGACAAACUUAGGCAGGUAAGUUGUUAG
Molecule: messenger RNA, 903 nt
Organism: Schistosoma turkestanicum
Lineage: Eukaryota; Metazoa; Platyhelminthes; Trematoda; Strigeidida; Schistosomatidae
Source: the annotation of a GenBank genome assembly